AUGCCACAGAUCCCUCUGCCGCCUUCUGCCACAAUGCAGACGUCUUCAGAACCACCCAGAACGCUGUGGAUGGGCGAUCUGGACCCAAGUUUUGACGAAGCUACCAUCCAGCAGAUCUGGGAACAACUGCAAAAACAGGUAAGUGUGAAGCUCAUUCGUGCCAAAAAAAACCUCCUGAUCCCGUGUAGCACCAGUAGCACGUUCAGCGAGACCACCGAAUCCGCAGACCCCAAAACUGCAGAGUCCACCAACCCGCAAGAAACACUCCACAACCAGGAAGAUCCCAACCACGAUCCAGCCACCAGCACGAACCAGAAAAUCAGCAUCAACGGCGUCUCCUUCAUCGAUCCCAACACCACCCAGCUCCACCAUGCCGGGUACUGUUUUGUGGAAUUCAACAAUCUGGCUGACGCCCAAUGGGCGCUCUCACUCAAUUCCACCCCACUUCCCAAUAUUGUCAGCCAGUCGACCCAAUUAGCAACAAAUCCGUCCGGUUUGCGAAAUUUCCGUCUGAAUUGGGCCUCGGGCGCUACUUUACAAAGUGCCAUUCCAUCGACUCCAGAGUUUUCACUAUUUGUUGGCGAUCUCUCUCCAACGGCUACUGAAGCACACCUCCUGUCAUUAUUCCAAAAAAGCUUCAGAAGCGUGAAAACCGUGCGUGUUAUGACUGAUCCCAUUACAGGUGCGUCUAGAUGUUUUGGGUUCGUUAGGUUUGGUGAUGAAACCGAAAGACGCAGGGCACUUGUUGAAAUGAAUGGGGUUUGGUGCCAAGGCCGCAACUUACGCGUUGCAUACGCUACUCCUCGUAAUAACGUCAUGUGGCAAUUGUCCCAAAAUCAACAACAAAACCAACAGCAGCGACAGCAGCCACAACAAUACCAGCCAUCUGCUCCUCCGCCACCGUUCCUGGAUCAACAGCAGCAACAGCCGAUCCAGAUGCAAUUUCACCCGCAACAGCAGCAUCUCCAGCAUCAGCAACAACAACAGCAUUAUCAUAAUCAGCAAAUCGAUCAUCAGCAACUGCAGCAUCAUCAUAAUCAUCAUCACCAACAACAACAGCGGCGUCAGCAACAGCAACAACAACAGCACCAGCAACAGCAGCAACCCUCCCAGUCCUUCUCACAGCCUUACCCUCAGUAUCAAAAUCCACAAUUACCGGGCAAUUACGUGGUUGAAAAUCCAGCCGUUCAAGUGCCGGACCUUAACGGCAACCAAGCUCCAUUGCUAAUGAGGACGGCGUCUUCCUUGGUCAAUGGUAAUUUUAUGGGAUUUUCGAGACCUAAUAAUGACCAAUCGCUCUCCUAUUUGCCCUCUGCAGAUGUUACUGUACCCACACAAUUCUCUAAUAAUCAAGGAAGAAAUCGGUCUGCUGUAUCAAGUCCUAUCAACACAACAGUAUUUAUUGGCGGGCUAACUUCACAGAUUUCAGAGCGCCAACUGCAUUCAAUGUUCGCACCCUUUGGUACAGUGGUCAACGUGAAGAUUCCGCUUGGGAAAGGGUGUGGAUUCGUGAAAUACGCAAACCGCAUCGAUGCAGAGGCUGCUAUUCAAGGCAUGCAGGGGUUUAUCGUGGGCGGGAACCCAAUACGACUAUCCUGGGGAAGAACCUCUUCAGACAUGGGCAGACCGGCGAACGCUCAGGACGUUUCUCCGUCGUUGUCAAACAUGCAUGUCGAGUAUCCUUCCCAAGUUUGGAACGAGCCCGAUGGCGGGUUUCCACGGCCUUCGAUCUAUGCUUCAGCGUCAUCCCACUUGCAGGGCCAAGAAUCCACUCCGCAGGCAAACAGUGUUCCGCCCGUGCAUCCAUCACUGUUGUGA
Molecule: messenger RNA, 1818 nt
Organism: Lachancea sp. 'fantastica'
Lineage: Eukaryota; Fungi; Ascomycota; Saccharomycetes; Saccharomycetales; Saccharomycetaceae
Source: the annotation of a GenBank genome assembly